AUGGCCGCAGCUGAGGGCGGGGGGAGCUGGCUGGACUGGAGGUAUUUCGUCGGUGUGGCCUACGAAGAGGAGCCGCAAGACAGCUCCCGAGGCGUGACGAAGGAAGAGAAUCUGAGGAAUGGGGACAGCAUUGGCAGCCGGAGGUCGAAAGACGACGGCGGCACCAACCAUCCCUUGCGGCGGCAUCGUAGCGAACCUGCUCGCCCCACCAGAGAUGGCUGGCUGGGCUACAUCUUCGGUAGCACCGACAGCGAUUCCGAGGAUGGCUCCAGUAGCAGCUCGGACACUAGUGAAUCUGGUGACAUCCAGCAUCUGCAGCAUCUGCAGCGGCAUCUUAGUGCCCCUGCUCGCACACAGACCUGGGACGAUUUUGAGGUUGGCUCUCUGAAACACCCGGCGGAUGUGAAGAGGCGUUGCACGGAUGUCUCCUGGCUAGUUGCCUUUGCCAUUCUUUUGCUGGCGCUGUUGGCAGUUGGCUUCUCGAAGCCAAGCUAUUCGGCUCUGCUAAAGCUUGCGGACUACGACGGCCAGGUCUGCGGAACUGUCGGUAGCGAUGCGCCUUUUGCGUACGUCUGCGCCGUCGACGUCGGCGAGAACAAGACAGCCUUUACCGUGUGCAGGGAAUCCUGCCCCUCAACCGACCACUCAAAGCUCCGAUGCAUCAACCACGAGAUGGGUGUGGAUGUGGAGGCACAGGACUAUCCCACGCAAAAAAGCCUCUUGUACCUCAGCAACCUUUGCGUGCCUCAGUCUGUCGAGUUGGCGAACCAUCUCUUCGUCCACCACGCCCGGGCUGCAGGGGAGGCCCGUCUCGCUGUGGCUGUGAAGAGUUUGUGGGUGCCUCUUCUGAUUGCCGCACUGGUGAGUCUGGGCAUCUCCUUUCGAAUCUUGUUCCUCCUCAAGGACCACACCGAGGUGCUCUUGAUGGCGGGCGUGGUGUUCGUGGUUCUGGUCCCGUGGGUUUGGGCUGUGAUCCUCUACGUCACAAAUGGCAAGGAUGCGGGCACCUUCUGCUUGGUGCUGGUGUUGGUGGGCGUCGUCCUCGGCUGCCUCGCCAGCGCGCAUGUGACGACGUUGAAGUUGGCAGCUGUUUGCAUCGAGCGAUCCUGCGAGUGUGUGCUGGAGACGCCUCUUCUUCAGCUGGGGCCACUGGUGGUGCUUACGACAAGAGCGUGCGCAAUAGGCUUCAUGGUUUUCUGCCUCCUGGUCUCUCCAGCGCGCAUAUUCUACAACCACCGAGAGGGCAAGGUAAGCUUCGACUGUGGUGAGGAGAACUGCCCCUACAGCCUCUUAUUCUUCCUCUGCUGGACCUUUAUGCUCGUGUGGGUGGAAGCCACGAUUACGUCAUCCUGGGAGUUUGCCGUCUCCUAUCUCACCUGCACCUGGUACUUCGAUGACAAGGAGCGGGUGGCUGCCAGAACCUACACGACGACACUGCGGCAUCUCCUCAAGGCACUGCUGUGCUAUCACCUGGGCAGCAUGAUCAAGGCGGCCAUCGUAAUCGGAUUCCUUCGCCCUUUCCGAUUCCUGCUCGGAACGAUCACCGCAGCUGCGCGGAUUGGCAAUAAUCCGGUCGGGGCGUUCAUGAAGCUGUUCUGCAGCUGCUUCGUACACCUCUACGAGCACCACUUUCACAUGUUCUCGGCAGACGCCUACAUAGAGGUGGGGCCUGACCAGGAGUUUUUUGGUGUUAGCUGGGGCAUGACCAGGAGUUUUGGGGUUAGGGUCUAG
Molecule: messenger RNA, 1731 nt
Organism: Symbiodinium natans
Lineage: Eukaryota; Dinophyceae; Suessiales; Symbiodiniaceae
Source: the annotation of a GenBank genome assembly